AUGGCAACCAUACGGUUGCUGCUCUUUCUGGCUUUCUGCUAUGCUGGGAUUCAUAUGAUCUCUUCUGAAACAAACCCCGAUGAUGUUGCUGUUUUCAUAUCCUUGAAGGGGGCAUGGACGAAUCUUCCACCCAGCUGGAACGACAAAUCAAAUGAUCCCUGUGGAAUGAACUGGGAAGGAGUCACCUGCAACAAUUCGAGGGUGACCGCAUUGGGAUUAUCAGCAAUGGCCUUGAAAGGAAAAAUUGAAGGCGAUAUCGGGGGACUCUCUGAAUUAAGAUCCUUGGACCUUUCAUUCAACCAAGGCCUCACGGGUUCUCUGUCUCCACGAUUAGGAGAUCUGAGCAAGUUAAAUAUCCUGAUCCUAGCUGGCUGCGGCUUCAGUGGCAAUAUUCCAGAUGCUUUGGGCAAUCUUGGAGAGCUAACUUUCUUGGCUCUGAAUACGAAUAACUUUACUGGUAAAAUACCUCCUUCUUUGGGUAAACUCUCCAAACUUUUCUGGUUGGACCUGGCAGACAAUCAGUUGACUGGAACUCUACCAAUUUCAACCCCCGUUACCUCAGGCUUAGACAAACUAUUGAAGGCUAAACACUUCCAUUUCAACAAGAACCAGCUUUCAGGUACCAUUCCACCCAAACUUUUCAGCUCUGAGAUGAAACUGAUACACAUUUUGUUUGAUGCAAAUCAAUUUAUUGGGGAGAUUCCAUCAACCAUAGCACUCGUUCAGACUCUUGAGGUUCUUCGGCUUGAUAGAAAUGCUCUGACAGGAAAUGUCCCCUCAAAUAUCAGAAACCUAACAAGUGUCAAUGAACUAAAUUUGGCUCACAACAAUUUGACAGGCCCUUUACCUGACUUAACUGGAAUGAUUUGCCUCAAUUAUGUAGACCUGAGUAACAACUCAUUUGACCCAUCAGAAGCUCCACCUUGGUUCUCAAACUUACCCUCAAUCACCACUAUCAUUUUAGAAUUUGGAGCACUUGAAGGGACUGUGCCAGAGAAGAUGUUCAGCAUCACAUCAUUGCAGCAAGUGAAACUGAAAAACAAUACAUUUAACGAUACAUUGAAAUUGGGUGAUAGCAUCAGUCCACAACUGCAACUUGUUGAUCUGCAGAACAAUCAGAUUCCUAAUAUAACUCCUGGUUAUGAAUACAAACAUAGAUUAAUACUUGUAGGGAACCCAGUUUGCACCAAUGGAACUAGCUCAAAUUCAUUCUGUCAGCUUCUGCAAAAAAUACAGAAACGUAUACUACUAGCUCGAAUUGUUCAAACAUUACAUGCCCCGAUAAACAGAAGCUCGGCCCUCAGAGUUGUCAAUGUGCAUAUCCUUUCGAAGGAACAUUGUAUUUCAAAGCACCCUCUUUCAGGGAUUGUCAAAUAUGACUAUGUUUCACUCACUAGAAACGGCUCUAUGGGAUACACUUGGCCUCACUCCUGGCCACCGGAGGGGUUUGGACCCUAUUAUUUUAUUCCAGAUCCUUAUACUUUCCCAGGUGGGAAUAAAAGUUCUAUGAGCACUGGUGUUAUUAUUGGGAUAUCAGUUAGUUGUGUAGCUCUUGUACUGGGUCUCGUGGUAGUGGGAAUAUGUGCCAUUAGGCAAAAGAAACGUGCAGAAAGAGCCAUUGGAUUAAGCCGACCUUUUGCUUCUUGGGCACCAAGCGGAAAAGAUAGUGGUGGUGCACCACAGUUAAAGGGAGCAAGAUGUUUUUCUUUUGAUGAGCUUAAGAAAUGCACAAAUAAUUUUUCUGACAGUAAUGAGAUAGGAUCUGGUGGAUACGGGAAGGUUUACAGGGGCAUGCUUUCUGAUGGACAAAUGGUGGCAAUCAAAAGAGCUCAGCAAGGAUCAAUGCAGGGUGGCCUUGAGUUCAAGACUGAAAUCGAGUUGCUCUCGCGAGUUCAUCACAAAAAUGUUGUUGGCCUUUUGGGAUUUUGUUUUGAACAAGGAGAACAGAUGCUGGUUUAUGAGUUUAUGCCUAAUGGAACACUCAGGGAAAGCUUGUCAGGGAGAUCUGGUAUUCAUCUUGAUUGGAAGAGGAGACUCCGCAUCACUCUUGGCUCGGCAAGAGGACUAGCUUACCUACAUGAGCUUGCAAAUCCUCCUAUAAUUCACAGAGAUGUGAAGUCCGCCAACAUUCUAUUAGAUGAACAUUUAACCGCGAAGGUUGCAGAUUUCGGCUUGUCCAAGCUGGUAGCUGACAGUGGAAAAGGGCAUGUCUCAAGUCAGGUCAAAGGCACACCGGGAUAUCUUGAUCCUGAAUACUACACGACUCAUCAGUUAACUGAGAAGAGUGAUGUAUACAGCUUUGGAGUGGUGAUGCUUGAAUUGAUAACGGCUAGGCAGCCUAUUGAGAAGGGAAAAUACAUCAUCUGCGAGGUACAAUUGAUGAUGGACAAGAAUGAUGAAGAACACUAUGGUUUGAGGGAGUUAAUGGAUCGAAGCAUUCAAAACUCUGGAACUCUUACUGGGUUUGGGAGGUUCCUGGAGCUGGCCCUGCAAUGCGUUGAAGAAUCAGCUGCAGACCGCCCCACAAUGAGUGAGCUUGUGAAGGCUAUUGAAACCAUUCUGCAGAAUGAUGGCAUGAACACAAACUCAACAUCAGCAUCUUCAUCAGCCACAGAAUUUGCAGCAUCUAAAGGAGCUCCUAAGCAUCCGUACAACGAUGGCUUGCCCAAAAAGGAAGUGAAUGACAGCACUGGUGCCUUUGAUUACAGUGGUGGAUACGCAGUUUCGGCGAAGAUUGAACCCAUGUAG
Molecule: messenger RNA, 2748 nt
Organism: Prunus armeniaca (apricot)
Lineage: Eukaryota; Viridiplantae; Streptophyta; Magnoliopsida; Rosales; Rosaceae
Source: the annotation of a GenBank genome assembly